Messenger RNA from Gavialis gangeticus (Gharial), 1715 nucleotides. It is a transcript of the gene SGTA, whose product is annotated as small glutamine rich tetratricopeptide repeat containing alpha. The record is from RefSeq and is a predicted model, not a curated record. NCBI's taxonomy places the organism in Eukaryota, Metazoa, Chordata, Crocodylia, Gavialidae. The transcript has 12 exons. The coding region runs from base 105 to 1043 and encodes 312 amino acids. Gene Ontology annotation, biological process: post-translational protein targeting to endoplasmic reticulum membrane. Gene Ontology annotation, molecular function: molecular adaptor activity; protein binding. Gene Ontology annotation, cellular component: membrane; TRC complex.
GAGUCGUCGUGCGCCUGCGCAGUGUGCUGCGGGCUCUGUGGGGCGAGCGCGGCUCGGAGGUGGCUGACACUUCUUCGGGGGAAGUCAGAGAGUAGACAUCCAGAAUGGCGGACAGAAAGCGUCUGGCCUAUUCCAUCAUCCAGUUUCUACAUGACCAGCUGCAGAACGGGGGGCUCUCUCCCGAUGCCCAGGAGAGCUUGGAAGUUGCAAUCCAGUGCCUGGAGACGGCGUAUGGUGUGUCCAUGGAGGAUCAAGGGCUGGCUGUGUCUCAGACCCUCCCUGAGAUCUUUGAAUUUGCUACAGGAAGGGAAUCUCAGGACAGCAGGACGAGCUCCGAACCGGUCACCCCUUCUGAAGAGGACGUCACCGAAGCUGAACGUCUGAAGACUGAAGGAAAUGAGCAAAUGAAGGCUGAAAACUUUGAAGCUGCCGUGUCGUUCUAUAGCAGAGCGAUCGAGUUAAAUCCAUCCAAUGCCGUGUAUUUUUGCAACAGGGCUGCUGCCUACAGUAAAUUAGGGAACUAUGCUGGAGCAGUAAGGGACUGUGAAAGAGCCAUCAGCAUCGAUCCAAGCUACAGCAAAGCCUACGGCAGGAUGGGGUUGGCCCUUUCCAGUUUAAGCAAGCACACAGAAGCUGUGGAGUACUAUAAAAAAGCCCUGGAGCUGGAUCCAGAUAACGACACAUACAAGUCAAACCUGAAAAUAGCUGAACAGAAAAUGAGAGAGACCCCCAGUCCGACUGGAGGUACGGGAGGGUUCGACUUAGCCGGCUUGCUGAACAACCCCAGCUUCAUGAGCAUGGCGUCUAACCUUAUGAACAACCCACAAGUGCAGCAGCUCAUGUCUGGGAUGAUUUCUGGUGGCCAUAACCCCAUGGGUGCCACCGGCACCAGCCCUUCUGCAAACGACCUUGCCAGCCUUAUCCAAGCAGGCCAGCAGUUUGCUCAGCAGAUGCAGCAGCAGAACCCAGAGCUAAUAGAACAGUUACGAAGCCAGAUCAGGAGUCGAACCCCUAGUGCCAGCAAUGAGGAUCAGCAGGAGUGAACGUACCAGUGCCGCCCGUGGGAAUUCUGUCCUUCUACCAAAACUGGAAGCCAUGUGUGUGUUGCCAUUUCUCAAGUCGGAAACGUCCAAGAGGAAAACAAACAAGCAAACAAAGGAAGGCCAGUCCCCCUGCACCUGCAUGUUAGAGCCGGAUUCUCAUCUUCUCCCUUGUGUCUUUGCUCUGCCUCCAAAUCCUUCCCUUUCCCCUUCUGGAAGAUCCAGCAUGGUGCAACCACAAACCAGCAUCCAUCGCCUUUUCUAGAAAACUCUGAAAAUGACCUUGUUCCCUGGGGGGUGCUAACCCAUUCCUAAGGAUGAGGUGCUCUCCGGUGUCAGAAGUCUUCACCCUCCUCGUCUCCCUUCUCCUUCGAGGGAGCUUUUGAGUCCCUUCUCUAAAUCUUUCCAUUGCAGCUAAAAGAAGCUGAUGUUCUAACCCAGCCCCUGGGUGGUCAUCACCUCCUGGCACCCUGGCGCUGGGGCCCGUCAGUCAAGUUUCCUGCAUUUCUCAUUCAGGUCGGUAGUAAUGUCGUCGGCAGUUUGUCCACGUGGGGUGAUGUCAGCGGAUACCUCUGAAAGGCUUUUGUGAAAGUGCGUGUGUUUUGGGGGCAGGCUGCAUAGUGCAAGACCACUCUCUGUGACUACUUCAUACUGAGCAUCUUUUGAUACACUUUC